AUGCCUCCCAGAUGCUCCAGCACCACUGGAGCGAGCCAACCCAAAGCCCCCUCCCCAACCCCACCCAAUGACCCUAACACCCGCAGAACAAUCAGGAAUCCUACCACAUCCAAAGAAAUAGAAGCUCUGCAAAGUUGCAUUAUGGAUACAGAGUGCGCUGAGAAAUUUCUUUCUGCAAAGCUACUAUGCCAAGAAGGACAACCAUACUCGUUGGCCCACCUUACCACCAUCUUAUUCCACAUCACCCAAAUGUCGGUGGUAACCCCACUCCCAGUCAAUGCGGUUAUCUGUGCAGUCGCAUUCUUACUGAAACAACACGUGGCCUAUGAAAUCACGGAAGCCGCCACUAAGCACAUCUCUGACACGCUUACACCCCAAAUCAUUGACCAUAUCAUUGCUGCUGUUGCUCCCCAGGUUGCAAAUGUACACAUGGCAUCAGAAUCCCUCUCCACGACCCUCAUGCAGGUAAAGGAGCUACAUCAUUCCCUGAAACUAGUCAUGCCACAGCUCAGCUCUGGCUCACUCAGGUUCAACUUUGCCAGCUGUAACCCCAGUUUGGUUAUCCCAGUGAACCAAGCCACCCAUUUCCAACUUGGUUCAGCUCAUUAG
Molecule: messenger RNA, 609 nt
Organism: Suillus bovinus
Lineage: Eukaryota; Fungi; Basidiomycota; Agaricomycetes; Boletales; Suillaceae
Exons: 1
Coding region: 1-609 (202 amino acids)
Source: RefSeq, a predicted model, not a curated record